AUGGAUGAAGCACUCGCAGAUAAACUAGUAGUUAUAAAUAUCUCGGAUGUACUGAAUAUAGGACUUUAUGAUAUAAGAUGUGGAGAAACCUCUUCUGAUCAGGCUACUAGCAAGGCCUCGGAAGUUGUAGUUAAAGAUACAUCAGAGAACUUAAAGCAUGAGGAAGAUAGUAGGCCUAUGCCUUAUGGUAACCAUUCCGAUGCCCACCCAAAAAACGAUGAUGAUAGCAACAACCAAUCUAAUGAAGGCGAAACUCAAAUCACUUUUCCAUUGGAUGAAAAUCGUGAGUCUAAACAAGACACUGACAACGUGAACAACAAAAGUAACGAAGGCCCAGAAACUAAUGUGGACUCUGUGAAACUGGACAUUGCUGGCACAGAAAAAGUAGGCAGUCCAAAAGAGGUACUAAAUAGCAACAUCCAUCCUGAUAGCCAAGAAGACACUCAUGUUUCUUGCUUAAAGGAUGAAAAUUGUGCAGAGUUUAAUGACCAAAUGAAUAAUAGAAAUAACGAAGACCAAGAAUCUAACAUGGACUAUCUGGGAUCAGACAAUACUGGCAAAGAACAAGCAAGUAGUUCAACAGAGGUAUUGAAUAGCGGCUGCCAACCUAUCGAUGAAGAUGAUACCCAUGCCUCUAACCCAAUGAAUGAAAAUCUUGAGGAUUCGCAUAUUAAAGGUAAAGGUGGAGAAACCUCUUCUGAUCAGGCUACUAGCAAGACCUCGGAAAUUGUAGUUAAAGAUACAUCAGAGAACUUAAAGCAUGAAAAAGAUAGUAUGCCUUAUGGUAACCAUUCCGAUGCCCACCCAAAAAACGAUGAUGAUAGCAACAACCAACCUAAUGAAGGCGACACUCAAAUCACUUUUCCAUUGGAUGAAAAUCGUGACUUUAAACAAGACACUGACAACAUGAACAACAAAAGUAACGAAGGCCCAGAAACUAAUUUGGACUCUCUGAAACUGGACAUUGCUGGCACAGAAAAUGUAGGCAGUAGCAACAUCCAUCCUGAUAGCCAAGAAGACACUCAUGUUUCUUACUUAAAGGAUGCAAAUUGUGCAGGGUUUAAUGACCAAAUGAAUAAUAGAAACAACGAAGACCAAGAAUCUAACAUGGACUCUCUGGGAUCAGACAAUACUGGCAAGGAACAAGCAAGUAUUUUAACAGAGGUAUCGAUUAGCGGCUGCCAACCUAUCGGUGAAGAUGAUGCCUCUAACCCAAUGGAUGAAAAUAUUGAGGAUUCGCGUACUAAAGGUAAAGGUGAAGAAACCUCUUCUCAGCAGACUACUAGCAAGACCUCGAAAAUUGUAGUUGAAAAUAUGUCAGAGAAUUUAAAGCAUGAGGAAGAUAGUAUGCCUAAUGAUAACCAUUUCGAGUCAAACCCCCAAAACGACGAUAAUGAUAGCAACAACCAAUCUGAUAAAGGCGACACUCAUAUCUCUUCUACAUUAGAUGAAAAUCGUGACACUGACAACGAGAAUAACAAAUGUAACGGAGGCCAAGAAAAUAAUGCAGACUGUCUGAAACUGGACAUUACGUGUACUGGAAAAACAGGCAGUGCAGAAGAAGUACUGAAUAGCAACACCGAUCCUGAUAGUAUAGAAGACACUCAUAACUCCAAUUUAGAGGAUGAAAAUCGUAAAGACAGUGACCAAAUAAAAAAUAGAAUUGACGAAGACCAAGAAAUUAGAUCAGACUAUAAUGGCAAAGAAGCAGGUAGUUCAACAGAGGUACAGAAUAGAGACUACCAUUCCAAUGGUGAAGAUGAUGCCCAUGCCUCUAACCCUGGGAAUGAAAAUUGUGAGGAUUCGCAUAUUAAAGGUAAAGAAGAUCAUAAUCCUAAGUUUAAUGAAGAGAGUGACCAAAUACACAAUAGAAGUGACGAAGAUCAAGAAUCUAACACUGACAUUCUGGGAUCAGAAAAUACUUGCAAAGAACUAGCAGGUAGUUCAACAGAGGUACAGAAUAGCGACUGCCAUUCCAAGAGUAAAGAUGAUACCCAUGCCUCUAACUCAGUAAAUGAAAAUCGUGAGGAUUUGCUUAUUAAAUGUGAAGGUGGAGAAACCUCUUCUCAGCAGACUACUAAGACCUCGGAAAUUGUAGUUGAAGGUAUGUCAGAUAAUUUAAAGCAUGAGAAAGAUAGUAUGCCUAAUGAUAGCCAUUUCGAGUCAAACCCAAAAAACGAUGAUGAUGAUGAAAGCAACAACCAAUCUGAUAAAGGCGACACUCAAAUCUCUUCUACAUUGGAUGGAAAUCGUGAGUUUAAACAAGACACUGACAACGUGAAUAACAAAAGUAACGAAGGCCGAGAAACUAAUACGGACUGUUUGAAACUGGACAUUACUUCCACUGGAAAAGCAGGGAAUCAAAAUAGAAUUGACGAAGACCAAGAAAUUAGUUUGAGAUCAGACAAUAAUGGCAAAGAACAAGCAGGUAGUUCAACAGAGGUACAGAAUAGCGACGACCAUCCCAACAAUGAAGAUGAUACCUAUGCCUCUAACCCAGGAAAUGAAAAUCGUGAUUUUCAAACCGACAAAAGAGUAAGUGAGCGACACCAAGGCACUGGGAUUCAACAGCCGGUGAGAGUAAAGGAGAAAUACUCUGAAUUGAUUCCUUCCGCAGGCUUUCGAAGCCAAAUAUAUAACAGAGACUGUGAAAGAUUCAGAAACGGUUAUCCUGACGACGAAGUGGACGAUGAAAAUCUUCAAAAUAACUGGUUCUUCUACAAUAAUGAGAUCAAAUUCGAGCCUAGAGGGGAAUACAUCGAUAUUAUGCAUAGUGAAUGGAAAUGGGAUUACAAAAGACUUGAAACUAAUCAUUGUUACAUCCAAUGGUUAUUCCCGAUAAGAGAGCAAGGAGUAAAUCAUUUUUCUCAAAUUUUGCAGCCACACGAGGCCAAGAAAAUAACAUUAAGUGCACAAGCCCGCAAAAGAGUGAUUAAUAGUCUGGAACUAAUGCUUGACUUCUACGGUAUAAGCGUAAAGGAAAACACCAAAGAUAGUUAUAAAUUGUGCAGAUCCUCUGAUUGGGAACUUCGGUUCCAUCACCUCAAUUGGUCUUACCAUAACUGGCAACGUAUUACACGUAUUUUGAAGUGUAUGUGUGAGUUGGGAUUUGUGGACGUACAACCCCCAUUGAUUUGGUUCUUCUUUAAUGAAAUUUUCAUUACGGGGAAAUUGUAUCGUGCAGAAAAAAGCUUUAUGGAGUUUUGGUUGCAAACUCUAAAAGAUGACAAAAUGAGGCUUCACAUUGAAGAAGAAGCUGGGAAGAUCAAACGUGGCACUCCUUUUCAAUUUUCAGAUAGUCUGAUCCUUCCGAAAUCUUUCACUGAUGCCAAAGACCUAACACAACCUGAUAAAGAAACAGAUAGUGUAAGCUUGCAAGAGAUGGACCAGGAACUAAGCAAAGAGAGUGAAGGAGCUGUCAACAACAAUGGUGACAAGAAGCUGAUGAUAACACUCCAAGUAGAAUCUUCAUCAGCUACAUCCGCAAAUAUUGAAUGCGAAAUAGACACAGGAGCAUCCUGCUGUAUAAUGUCUCAAGAUGAACUUGAUAAGAUAGAAAGGAACAUAGAAUUAAAGCAUUCCAGUACCAAACUGAAGAUGUACAAUGACCAAGAGGUAAAGGUGCAUGCUAAAGCGCUAGAAAUGGGCUUAAUAAUAGGGGCAAAAGACAUCCAUCAGGCUACAGUUCAAGAUAGUAUCACGAGCAUACUAGAUACGUAUAGCGAUGUGUUCGAAGGACUUGGUUGCCUACCAGGUGCAUACGAGAUAGAAAUAGAUGAAUCCAUACAACCAGUGAAAAACCGACCGAGAAGAGUUGCAGUUGCUAUUAAAGAUGAACUCAAAUUUCAACUACUAGACUUAGAACAAAGAGGUAUCAUUGAGAAGGUAACUAAACCUACGGAUUGGCUCAGUAGUAUGGUUGUUGGUUAA
This is a messenger RNA of Anneissia japonica, 3930 nucleotides long. Its product is annotated as GATA zinc finger domain-containing protein 14-like. The record is from RefSeq and is a predicted model, not a curated record. Bases 1 to 3930 code for a protein of 1309 amino acids. Gene Ontology annotation, molecular function: opioid growth factor receptor activity. Gene Ontology annotation, cellular component: membrane. Lineage: Eukaryota; Metazoa; Echinodermata; Crinoidea; Comatulida; Comatulidae. The transcript has 15 exons.